GAGCUCAUUUUCUUUUCACAGAACCUUGGGGAGAGAGAGGAGAGAGAGAGAGAGGGAAGGAUGAAGGCCAACUUUUCAUUUGCGAUCAUCGUAACAGUCUUGGCAACACAAUGUCUGUCUGUUCUUUGUGCUGCGGACGAUUUCGACUUUUUCUAUUUCGUUCAGCAAUGGCCAGGGUCGUACUGCGAUACAAAGCGUAAGUGCUGCUACCCGAAAACAGGAAAGCCGGCAGCAGAUUUCAGCAUCCAUGGACUGUGGCCUAACUACAAUGAUGGCACCUACCCUUCUAAUUGUAACAAUGAUAAUGCUUUCGAAAAAUCUGAGAUUUCCGAUCUGAUUGGCAGUUUGGAGAAGAACUGGCCAUCGUUGACAUGCCCAAGCAGUGACGACACCAAGUUCUGGACACAUGAAUGGGAUAAGCACGGUACUUGCUCCGAGUCUGAACUCGACCAACACGAGUAUUUCGAAGCAGCCCUCAAACUCAAAGAGAAAGUGAACCUACUCCAAAAUUUAAAAAACGCUGGAAUCAAGCCAAACAACGAGUUUUAUAGCAUAGACAGCGUGAAAGAAGCAAUCAAGGAGGCCAUUGGAUUCGAACCUGGAUUGGAAUGCAACAAGGAUUCAUCAGGCAACAGUCAGAUUUAUCAGAUAUUCGUUUGUGUGGACACUUCGGGAUCGGAGCUCAUUGAAUGUCCCGUCUUGCCCAGGGGUAGGUGUGCUUCGCAGGUCCAGUUUCCGUCCUUUUGAUCAGGGCACUGAUGGACUGAUUUGUAGCCAAAGCAAAUAAUUUUGUCCAUCCAUCGGACUGACUUGUAUCUGCCUUUCUUUCGGAAUAGCUGCUUGAUUUAUUUUCGUGUUGAAGCCGAACCACUGUAAUUUACGGAUAAAAAUGAAUAUUCUGCUGUAUCUUUGAGAUGAAUUCAAUUUAUUUUUAAC
Messenger RNA from Eucalyptus grandis, 936 nucleotides. Its product is annotated as ribonuclease 3. The record is from RefSeq and is a predicted model, not a curated record. Lineage: Eukaryota; Viridiplantae; Streptophyta; Magnoliopsida; Myrtales; Myrtaceae. Gene Ontology annotation, molecular function: RNA binding; ribonuclease T2 activity. Gene Ontology annotation, biological process: RNA catabolic process. The transcript is spliced from 4 exons. Gene Ontology annotation, cellular component: extracellular region. Bases 61 to 747 code for a protein of 228 amino acids.